AUAGGACAACAAGUACAUGGAGGAAAUUUGUGCAAAUAGAAAAAAAAUCAGCAUGCAAAAAUACAACUUGCCAUGAAAAAAAAAUCACAUCAUUCGUCGUCAGGUUCUUCCGCCAUUGGAGCUCCAUUUCUCAGCCAAUCCCCAGCUCACACGUGCCAACUCUUCCACAUAUGUUGGUUAGGACAGUGGACACGUGGCAGGAGAGGUGCCACUUGGCACUUUCCCAUUGGGUGAGAUCACUACUCCCUCUCUGCCUAUAAAAACACCAUGGAGCUAGAUAGCAAGCUUUGCUUAUUCACUCAUUCAACUUCCAAAUUAACACGAUUCUUCUUGCUGCGUUUGCUGAUCGAUCGCAAGGUAGAAGAAGAAGAAGAAGAAGCAGCCAUGGAUCGCCAAUGGCGUUGCCUCGCUGCUGCGGCUUCUACUAGUGGUAAUAGUAAGCUUCCUCCGCUGCCGAUGGCGCUGGGCGGCGCCGUGGAGUACGGGCAGCUCGUCCAUGGCGCGGCGGCGCCCGUGGCGCCGUUCUUCGUGGACGCCGAGCAGCAGAGCCUGUCGCCGGCGACGGCCAUGGUUCUUGGCGCCGGGUGGUAUAACUAUAACCUUGUCACGCCGUCGCAGGCGGCGCAGCUGCACCACCGGCUGCGACGGGCGGUGGGCGCGGCGCCGUGCUCGAUGAAGCGGUGCGGUGGCAUGGCGGCGGCGGCGGCGGGGCGGCUUGCGCUGGUGGGGCCGGCGCCGGUGCAGGCGAAGCUGUACCGCGGCGUGCGGCAGCGGCACUGGGGGAAAUGGGUGGCGGAGAUCCGGCUGCCGCGGAACCGGACGCGGCUGUGGCUGGGCACGUACGACACCGCCGAGGACGCCGCGCUCGCCUACGACGGUGCCGCGUUCCGGCUGCGCGGCGACGCCGCCCGCCUCAACUUCCCCGAGCUCCGGCGCGGAGGGCGGCACCACGCGCCGGCGCUCAGCGCGUCCGUCGACGCCAAGAUCCUCCAAGCCACCACCACCACCACGGCGGACACCGCCGCCGCCGCAGCACCGGCGUCGACGAACACCACGCCGCCGCCGUCGCCGCGCGUCGUCAAGACCGAGCCGGGCUGCUGCUCCGUCUCCGAAGCCUCCACGACGACGACGGCCGACGCCGCCGACGUCUCGUCCACAGGGUCUUCCCCAUCCCCGACCUCAUCGAAUCAGGCCGCCACCGCCACGCCGCCGGCGCCGCGGCCGCCGCCGCCGUUGCCGGAGACGAUUCAGCAGCUGGACUUCACGGAGGCGCCAUGGGACGAGGCCGACGGCUUCGCGCUGCGCCGGUAUCCGUCGUGGGAGAUCGACUGGGACGCCAUCCUCUCCUGAUUAAUUUCCUGACGGCUUCAUGCAUGACGUCAGCAUCUGUGUUGUUGUAUUAGUUUUUGUUCCCGAGUGUAUUGGCCUUUGCAGCUACUAGCUUUGAUCUAUCAUCAGUGUCUCCUGGCCUCUGCUGAGUUUGUUUUUUGGUAGAUGGCAUUGUCCAGGAGGAGAUAGACUGAAGAUUACUCAGGCUGAAUUGAUUUGUGUGCAUGUGUGUGGUCAGUUUGUGGCUGUUGCUCUCAUGAACAAAUGCUAUGUGCAAUAUGCCAAAGACAUAGAUACUGCUGCUACUCUUGUGUGAUACAUGUUGUUGUUUGUGGCAUGUGUGUAAUUAGAAAUGCAGUGAUUGAUGCAUCUGCAUACCUUGAAUUGACACAUUGGAUGGAAAGGAA
Oryza sativa Japonica Group (Japanese rice) is the source of this 1736-nucleotide messenger RNA. Its product is annotated as ethylene-responsive transcription factor RAP2-13. Lineage: Eukaryota; Viridiplantae; Streptophyta; Magnoliopsida; Poales; Poaceae. The record is from RefSeq and is a predicted model, not a curated record. Gene Ontology annotation, biological process: regulation of DNA-templated transcription. Gene Ontology annotation, cellular component: nucleus. Gene Ontology annotation, molecular function: DNA-binding transcription factor activity; sequence-specific DNA binding.